This is a messenger RNA of Hirsutella rhossiliensis, 966 nucleotides long. RefSeq names its product retrotransposon polyprotein. Lineage: Eukaryota; Fungi; Ascomycota; Sordariomycetes; Hypocreales; Ophiocordycipitaceae. The transcript has 2 exons. The record is from RefSeq and is a predicted model, not a curated record. The coding region runs from base 1 to 966 and encodes 321 amino acids.
AUGGACCCUGACUCCGAGUAUUUGACCGCCUUUCGCACCCGUUUCGGAACUUUCCGCUGGAAAGUCCUCCCGUUCGGUCUGAAGGUAGGUCCCGCCUGGUUCCAGCAGUUUAUCAACGCGCAGCUUCACGAUCUCCUCGACCGAUUUAACGUGACCAAGGUUGACUACCUCGGCGUUCUGCUUGAAGCCGGUGUGGGCCUUAGUGUCGACCCUCGGAAAGUUCGAUCGAUACAAGACUGGAAGUUUGAGGACCUCCGAGACCGCACCGCGAUCCGAUCAUUCGUUGGCCUAUGCAACUUCAUCCGUGUUUUCUGCUACCACGCCUCUGGAGUGGCAGAACCCUUGAACCGGUUGCUUAAGAAGGAUGUUGCCUUUGUGAUGGGCCCGGAGCAACGCGAAGCAUUUGAUCAACUCAAGCGCCUGGCUAUCGAAGCCCCGGUCCUCGCCUUCUUUAGACCAGAACUGCCGACCCGACUGGAGACCGAUGCCUCCCGGAAUGCCACAGCUGGUGUUCUAUGGCAGGAACAGCCUGAUCAGACCUGGAAGCCCGUUGGAUUCUUCUCUAAGACCAUGACCCCGGCCGAGCGAGCCUACCCAAUCCAAGAUCGAGAGCUCCUCGCCGUCGUACAGAGUCUAGAGCACUUCUACCCAGAGCUCUUAGGCCAGAAGUUCGAUGUGAUCACCGAUCACGAAGCCUUAGUCCAUUUCUCUACGAAGCGCCUGCUCUCGGUACGACAGAUCAGAUGGUCCGACUUUCUCGCCCAGUUCGACAUCCGUUUCCUCUACCGCCCCGGUCGACUGAACGUAGUCGCCGAUGCCCUCUCCAGGAAGACAGCGGAGCUCCCUACCGUAAAGGCCCGGGAAGCCGAGGAACGCACGGUGACCCUGAUCCCUCCGGAAAGGCUAGGCUUCGCGACCGACUCUCUAGACCCUACGGCCGCCGGCAACCUGCCCUCAGAACUUUAG